This is a messenger RNA of Trematosphaeria pertusa, 1921 nucleotides long. RefSeq names its product MFS general substrate transporter. Gene Ontology annotation, biological process: transmembrane transport. The record is from RefSeq and is a predicted model, not a curated record. Gene Ontology annotation, molecular function: transmembrane transporter activity. Lineage: Eukaryota; Fungi; Ascomycota; Dothideomycetes; Pleosporales; Trematosphaeriaceae. The coding region runs from base 246 to 1733 and encodes 495 amino acids. The transcript is spliced from 3 exons. Gene Ontology annotation, cellular component: membrane.
CAUUGACGCAUGCCAUGGCCCUGCUCCAAGAUGAUCUAGGGUAGAGUGGGUACUGCGGGGAAGAUGUCAUGUUCUCUUCGGAAAGUAGUGUGAUUUGAGCUUCGAGAUAAGGAGGUAUAUUUGCUCCUUUGCUUGUCUCUUUCCUAAGAGUUCUUUCCAUCAUACAGGCUAUCGGAUCCUCCGCGAUCUUCGUCUCCAACCACCAAUAUCUAUUUAUUAGCUUCCUCAGACACGACAACAGCACAAUGUCCUCCGCAGAGGAAAAGAAAGAUGAGAGCCCUUCGAGAGUGCAUAUCGCAGACGUCGAAAAGGUCAGCACCGCCUGGAACGAGCCUAUCGAUAUCCCGCCAGAGCUCGACAAACGCAUCACUCGAAAGCUCGAUAUCCGAAUAAUGCCUUGGCUCUUCGGUCUCUGGCUUCUAGCCUUCAUCGACAGGAGCAAUAUCGGCAACGCUCGGAUCGAUGGCCUAGCCGAAGACCUGAAGCUUGAUUCGAACAAAUUCAACAUCGCCUUGACGGUGUUCUAUGUGCCGUACAUCUGCUAUGAUGUACCAAGCAAUCUCGUCAUCAAGUACUUCCGGGCCGGAUAUUACUUGCCGACGCUGCUCAUCCUGUGGGGAAUAGUAUCCUUGUGUAUUGGGUUUGUUAAGAGCUAUGAAGGUCUUCUGGCUGCUCGAUUCUUCUUAGGGCUAACGGAAGGUGGACUUCUUGGAGGUAUGUUGGUGUACCUUGCCAUGUUCUAUCGCCGGCACCAGCUUCUAUAUCGUAUCACGCUCUUCUAUUGCGCAGCGCCGCUCAGUGGCGCAUUUGGUGGGCUACUCGCGACUGGUCUUGCAGAGAUACAUACCGAUGGGUAUAAUGGCUGGCCUUUCAUCUUCUUUGUUGAAGGCGCAAUAACCAUUGUCUUCGGCAUCGUUGUCCUCUUCAUGCUCCCACAUACGCCAUCCGAUGUGAAGUUCUUCACGCCCGAAGAACACUCCGCCCUGCUAGCACGAAUGCGCCUCGACGCCCAUGGCUCCAAUCCCACAUCCUCGGUCGACCAGGAGAAGUUCUCAUGGUAUUGGGUACACCGCGCGUUGCUCAACGUAAACACUAUCGUUCUCUCACUCAACUUCUUUGCCAUCAUCACACCUAUCUACUCUUUCUCGCUCUUUCUACCAACUAUCAUCAAGUCACUUGGAUAUGCCAAAGUCACGGCCCAACUCUUCACCGUUCCGCCGAAUAUGAGCGCCUUCUUUACGGUCCUAUUCAUAGGAUGGCUAUCGGAUAGGUGGCAGAUGCGGGGCCCACUCAUGCUUGUGGGCUGCGUGGUCGCGAUUGUUGGAUACAUCAUGCUCAUCGCCUCAACACGAAGCUCAGUACAAUACGGCGGUACCUUUUUGGUAGCCGCGGGCAUUUUCCCGUGUUCUCCUCUUGUCAUGGGCUGGUUGACGAAUAACCUUGCGCCACACUACGUUCGAGCUACCGGAACCGGUUUCCAGAUUAUGAUUGCGAAUAUGGCGGCUUUCAUUGCGACGUUUACGUACCUGCAGGAAGAUGCUCCGAGAUAUAUCACAGGGCAUGCCAUCAAUAUUGGCAUGCUUGGUCUUGCGCUUGUUCUGACGACGAUCAAUAUCUUCUACUGCCAAUGGGAGAAUAAGAAGAGAGCUAGCGGGGAGAGGGAUUACAGGCUCAGGGAAGAGGAUGAAGAGAGGCUGGGAUAUCGGCAUCCGCAUUUCAAGUACACCGUUUGAGCCUCCGCAAGCUGCUUUGGUGGCCAUGAUGGGGGCGGUAAUCGCCCGGGAUAGUAUACCGUGGACAGAAGAAGAGCUGGGAAACAUAGUCAACACUCUCAACACCGAUUCCUGUUCGAUAAAUCAAUUCACUGCUCGAAUGCCCUGCCCCCACGACGCGAACUCUUUCGACCGCAUAGCAGAUGCUC